CCUCCUCUUACUUAUAAGAUGGUCAGCAUCAACACCACCAGCAACAACGCGAUGAACAACGAAACGAUGGACAGCAGCAACAACGGCACUCUCCUGUACAAGGCGACAGCCCGGAACCUUCGCGAGUACCACGGCGUCCCCUCCAUGACAGCAGACAACCUGGAGAAGACCAUGGUCCUGCUUCGCCUCCGCCCCGGCCGCCUCGUGGUGCAGGGACUUGCCCCAGAGAAGCUCCUGAAGGGAUUUUCAGCAGCUGACGCUCACGCGGACACCACCGACAGCAGCGGCAGCAGCGGAUCCGAAGUCGAGCCAGAGCAAGCGGACGACAACCAGGUCUCGGACGACUCGAACAGCAACAGCAGCGACAGCGGCGACACCGAGCACGACAACAUCCGCAAGCACAACAGCCUCGGCUUCGAGACCAACAAAAGAAGCAAGCACCCCGUCCAUGCGGCCUUGGUUGCCGCAGGCAUCACACUCCGCCCGCGUGAAACCAGGCCGUUGCUCCGUGCCCUUGGCGUAGGACCUCACCGGCUAGUCAAGCUCGGGCUCGUUCAACGGGAGGAGCUUCGGCGGUCCAGGCCUGGAGGCAGGCGGGGUGGUCCUUCUCACUUGCGGCAUGGUCACCCUGGAGGCCCUGGAGGUCGUGGCCACCACCACCACCGCGGCGGCAGAGGUAUGGGUAGGCCUCGCGGCCCGCCUCCCUAUGGCCCUCCGCCGCACCGCCACGUCCACGGCCACGGGAAGCGUCGUGCCCACGGUGAUCACCUCCACUCGUCAGGCCCUGUCCACGAACCGCCCCCCGGACCGUUCCAUGAAAGCGGUCGACCCCUCCACGGACCAGGCCACCACCACCACCACCACGGCGGCGGCGAGAGUGACGUAGAACAGGAAGAAAUGGCGAUGCACACCAGGCCACGUGGCCCUCCCCACGGAAUGCCACCGCCCCCGCACCUACGCCGGCAACAAGGCGGUCCGCCUCCCCACGGCAUGCCCAUGCACGACCGCGAGAUGCACCUUCACCACGGACCCGGCCACCACCACCACCGCGACGAUGUAGAAAGCAGCGGGAGCGAGGAAGAAGACGGCACGGAGAUGUGCGUCGACCCUCGCGCCCACCCUCCUCCCCACGGCCACCCUCGUGAUGGCGGAGGAAGAGACGGGCGCAGCGGACACCACGGCAAGAGCCAUCUGGACAGCGAAGGAGAUGACUUCAUGGCGACUCACGGGCCGGCCGGACCGCCACCCGGAUCGCCCCCCCGCGGGCGGUUCCACGAAGACAGCCCCGACGGCAACAACAACGCGCAGGAGCACCACCAGCCACCGCCGAUGAUGCCGAUGCAACCCUGCUGAAAAAGUUGAGAUAAAUCUACAGGUUGCUGAUUCAUCGGUAUAUUGCCCUGAGGUAGAGGGUUGCGACAGGGCAGCCGCUUGGCGAAGUGUGGCGAUGUAGAGCGAUCGAGAGUACUGUCCGCGUCUUGCGAAGUUUGCUUGAUGGGUUGAUGGGUUGUAGUUUUUGCAAUUGGGCAGAGGGCUUCCUCGGGAAAACUGAUACGAGGAAUAAAGGACGUACCACUAGACCGGACCCAGUGUGGGGGACGUCGUGCGUUCUUUGAUAAGGCUUCUGCUCUUCUGCAGCUUUGUUUUUGCUUUGUUUGUAUGACUGCGUAUGUUCGUUUGGCAAGUAUGAAGGUAGCUCGUUGCCGCCUGGGCGGCUUCGUGUGAGAGGCGUCCUGCGUGAUAGCGUAUUGCUGCAAGCAGGCAACGGGACAUGUGAAGCUUGGAGAGUUGUGGGCUUGACCCAUGUUGUGCUGGUUCAGGCAGCAGGGUUUCCGAGUGCUUGUUCCGAGAUUGGUGGGACGUAUCUAUCAGUCGUUCUGGUAUGCAAAUUGAGCGCUAUAUUUUCAGCUCGCGGUGUAGAUCUUAGCAGUAGCAGGGUCUAGCAAAGCAGCGGCACUGCGUGGCUCGCUUGUUGUGGAUGAUGGAUGCGUCCCCAAUGCCAGCCUGGUUCGUUAGAUCAUUCCGGCGGAACGCAUGCGUGUGUGUGUGUUUUCUUUCUGGAGAUAUUGGUAUUUAUGUAUGCGGUACUAUGGUGUAGGUGGAGACUGGUAGAAAGUAAGUAGGGGUAUAUUGUGGGCUGCAGGUCUCUUGUCGCUUCUGCACCCUUUGAAAUAAGAAAGUAUUGAAAAAAA
This is a messenger RNA of Ectocarpus sp. CCAP 1310/34, 2192 nucleotides long. The record is from the annotation of a GenBank genome assembly. NCBI's taxonomy places the organism in Eukaryota, Phaeophyceae, Ectocarpales, Ectocarpaceae.